AUGACUAGGCAAACGAGGAGCAGUCCUAACGUAACGCCUUCUGGCUUACGAUUUGGUCGCUGGCACAUACGGAAUGGGUUAAUAGCAAUUGCGGCUGGAUAUAAUAAAAAAACUCCCAUACGGCGGCUUGUUAAGCAAUUGCGGCUGGAUAUAAUAAAAAAACUCCUAUACAACGGCUUAUUAAGGUUUCGCGGUAUUUUAAUUAAUAGCCCGCGCUAA
Gaeumannomyces tritici R3-111a-1 is the source of this 219-nucleotide messenger RNA. RefSeq lists its product as hypothetical. Bases 1 to 219 code for a protein of 72 amino acids. NCBI's taxonomy places the organism in Eukaryota, Fungi, Ascomycota, Sordariomycetes, Magnaporthales, Magnaporthaceae. The record is from RefSeq and is a predicted model, not a curated record. The transcript is spliced from 3 exons.